UCUAUAUAAUUUAGCUAUAAACUUUUGACUAAUGGGUCGUUCAUCAACAUCAACUUCAACUUCAUCAAAUCUCUCGGUAUCAGCUGAAGAUAUCCACUCUCAAUCAUUUCGCAGAUAAUUUAAACCAUGGCUUUGGAGGUUGUGGGUGGAGCUUUUCUCUCUGCUUUGCUUGAGGAAGUAUUUUCUAAGAUGUAUUCUCGGGAGGUCAAGGACUUCAUCCAAGGGAAGAAACUCACCGAGGUUCUACUAAAGAACUUGAAGAUAACAUUAUUGUCUGUAAAUGCUGUUCUCGAUGAUGCAGAGGAGAAACAAAUAAGUAAUUCAGAUGUGAAGAUGUGGCUGACUGAGCUUAAAGAGGCAAUCUAUGAUGCUGAAGACCUCUUGAAUGAGAUCAAGACAGAAGCGUUAAGGCGCAAGGUGGAAGCUGAAUUUGGAAGUAGCACAAGCAAGAUGUUCAAGAAAUUCUCCAAGAAGAUCUUUUCUCCUUGGUUUCAUGCUUUUGAGAAAGCAGUGGACUCCCAGAUAGAGGACAUUAUGGUGAGACUAGAAUUCCUUGCAAAACAAAAGGAUGUCCUCAAUUUGAAAGCAGAUACAAGACACAGAAUACCACAAACUCUACCUUCAACUUCUUUGGUAGAAGACUUUGGUCUGUAUGGGAGGGAUGAGGACAAGGAGACGAUCAUUAAGUUAUUGUUAUCAGAUGAUUCGACAAGCAGUAAAAUAAGUGUGAUUCCCAUUGUCGGCAUGGGUGGGAUUGGGAAGACAACUCUUGCUCAGCUUGUAUACAAUGAUAGUAGAGUGAAGCAGCAUUUUGACCUCCACGCGUGGGUUUGCGUUUCAGAAGAUUUUGAUAUUGUUAGAAUGACACAAACAAUAUACGGGUCACUCACUUCACAAAAUUGUGAUAUCACAGACCUAAAUAUGCUUCAAGUUAGACUCAAGGAGGCUUUAAGUGGGAAGAAGUUCUUCUUUGUUCAUGAUGAUGUUUGGAGCGAGAAUUACAGUCACUGGGAUGCCUUAAGGCGACCCUUUGAGUCUGCAGCACCUGGAAGUAAGAUCAUUGUCACAACACGCAACACAAGUGUUGCAUCUAUGAUGGGUAAUCUUCAAACUCACCAUCUAACUCAAAUAUCUGAGGAGGAUUGUUGGCUGUUGUUUGCAAAACAUGCCUUCAAAAGUGGAGUUAAUGCAGAUCCAAAUCUUGAAGAAAUUGGAAAACAGAUCGUCAGAAAGUGUAAAGGCCUGCCAUUGGCUGCAAAAUCACUUGGCAGUCUCUUAUGCUCUGAAUCAAAUAUUGAGGAAUGGGAAAAUGUGCUAAAACAUGACAUAUGGCAGUUUUCAGAUAAGGAGACUACCAUUCUGCCAGCUCUAUGGUUGAGCUACCAUUAUCUGCCUCGACAUCUCAAACGUUGUUUUGCCUACUGCUCAGUAUUUCCCAAAGAUUUUUCUUUUACAAAAUCAAAAUUGGUUUUUCUUUGGAUGGCUGAAGAUCUCCUUCAACCCAAAAAUAUGAAAACUGCAGAAGAAGUUGGAGAGGACUACUUCGAUGAUCUCCUCUCAAGGUCAUUUUUUCAGCACUCACAAGGGGACUUUGAUCACCAAUCUGUAUUCACCAUGCAUGACCUUAUCAAUGAUUUGGCAAAGUUUGUGUCUGGAGAUUUUUGUGUUAGGCUGGAGGACAGUGACUCAUUAGACAUUGCGAGCAAGGUGAGCAAGGCUCGGCAUUUUUCAUACAUGAAAACAUAUGGUGAUGGCUUUGAGAAAUUUGAGGCUUUGUAUGAUGCUAAGCAUUUGCGCACUUUCCUACCAUUAUCCCAGAGGAAUCCAAUUACUGCACAGUUCCAAAUGUCCGACAAGAUACUGCUUGAUCUGCUGCCUCAACUGCAAUGUUUGAGAGUGCUUAAUUUAUCAGGGUACAAUAUCCGAGAGUUGCCUAAUUCAAUCGGCAAUCUGAAACAGUUAAAGCACUUGGACAUGUCUUUCACUUCAAUAGAAAAGUUGCCUGAACCAGUAUGUACGUUGUAUAACUUACAAGCAUUAUUGCUGUCAUAUUGUCGAGGUCUUGUUCAGUUGCCAACCAACUUGGAGAGGUUAAUUAACUUACGCCAUCUUGAUAUCAGAGGUACAAAGAUAGAACAGAUGCCACCGCAAAUGGGAAAGUUGAAAGAUCUCCAAACAUUAAGUAACUUUACGAUAGACAAGGCUGCAGGGUAUCAUGAUAUAGUAGAGUUAAAGGAGCUACAGCAGUUGCGCGGAACUCUUUGUAUUUCAGGACUUCAUAAUAUUGUUAGUGUCUCUGAUGUUUUGGAAGCCAAUAUGAGGGACAAGAAGUAUCUGAAUCAACUAGUUCUGAAAUGGGGUGGUGCUAGUGACGAUUCAAUAAAAGAUCGGGAAGUGCUGGAAAACCUCCAACCCCAUACAAACCUGAGAGAACUCAUGAUUGUUUCUUAUGAGGGUACAAGAUUCCCGGAUUGGUUAGUACAUCAUUCUUACUCUAAUCUGUAUUCUCUUCAACUUUUGAAUUGUCAAAACUGUUACUUCUUGCCACCACUAGGACAGCUACCCUCCCUGAGAGAGCUUGAAAUUAUUGGAUUGAAUGGAGUGGUCUCAAUAGGUCCUGAGUUUUAUGGUGAUGCUACUUGUGUAUUUAAGCCAUUUGGAGCUUUGCAAGUUCUGAAAUUCGAAAAUAUGCGGGAGUGGCAGAAGUGGUCUUAUGUUGGAGGUAACAAAGGAGGAGGAGUUUUUCCUAAUCUUCAUGAGCUUCGUCUGCGGAAUUGUCCAAAGUUGACUGGGAGAUUACCAUUAGACUACUUUCCAAAGCUUAAAACACUUGUAGUGUGUCGGACUAACAUAUAUUCCCUCACUUUUGUGCAAGAAACUACAUGUGAGGAACUCCAAUUCCUCGAUUACAUGUAUAUAUACUGUCCAAAUUUUGUUUGUUUCCCCAGUGGAGGGCUGCAUGCUCCCAACUUGACCAAGAUACAUAUCGUUCGGUGCAAGAAACUGAGGUCCUUACCGGAAGAGAUGCACACCCUUCUCCCAUUUCUCCAGUCAAUGGAGAUAAAGGAUUGUCCAGAAUUGGAGUCAUUUCCAGAAGGGGGAUUGCCAUCAAAGCUGAAAUUACUUCACAUUGAGUCAUGCAAAAAGCUCAUUGCAAACCGCAUGCAGUGGGGGCUUCAAAGACUCGUGUCUCUCGAAUACUUGCUAGUCAACUUUGGAGAUUGUGAAGAAGUAUGUUCAUUUCCAGAGGAGGGCCUGCUACCUACCACUCUUACUUCGCUCUCCAUCUCCACUCUGUCUGGCGUUAAAACAAUGGAAGGCAAAGGUUUUAGAGAGCUCGCCUCUCUUCAAAGCUUGGCAAUUCGGAGAUGCCCUGAGCUGCAAUGCUUGCCAGACGAAGGACUCCCCCCUUCUCUAUCUCUUCUAGAGAUCUUCUACUGUCCUUUACUAAAACAGCGGUACCAAAGAGAUAAAGGGGAGGACUGGCCCAAGAUUGCUCACAUUCAUCACAUAAUGAUUGAUGGGGAACAUAUAUAACAUGGGAUUUCUUGAUAUUGGUCCCAGUUUUUGCAAUCAGAUUCUUAUCAUUUGCAUGUUAUGAAGCGACUUCUACCGGUCUUCUGUUGGUUUUGUGCUGUGCUUGACAGAAGAGAAUACUUCCAAAUUCAUUAUAUUGACAGUUCACCUAUUCAUCUGCUUAUGAAUCAAAUGGUUGAUGACAGAACUCAGGUUUCUCCUUUGGAAUCACAAAUGAAGUCAAACGGCUCUCUACAAGCCAUUUUUCGUAAAAUAGAUCCCUCAGUUGGCAGGAAUGAGAAUCCACGCUCCAGUUGAGACAAGAGUGACAAAAUUCAACUGGCGAUCACAUUGAAGUGCCAAAAGCCUCAUGCAGAAUCAGAAGCAUAUGAAACUGGUUGUCGAGUUGCGCAUUGAGCUACCAGCCUACCAUACUCAGAAAACCAUUAACACUUCUCUGGGGUCUUGAUUCAAAAGUUAGGGAUUGGAUUGUUCGUAUAUAGUUCUAGGCGUACCUUCUCUCUGUGAUGGUUUUGCUCUCCCUGCCCGCUUCUUUACAGAAUUAUAUCUCUGUUGUCUCAGUGUCAUGUCUCGGUCCCUAUGAUAUAUUCCUCUCUAGUAAUCCGUCUUCAGAUACGUCAAGCGUGAUUUUGUUUUUUGGCUACCUUAUCCUAGAUUUAGCAUUUAUGAAGUUUGGCCUCAUAGUUUCUUUGUAAGCAUA
Molecule: messenger RNA, 4237 nt
Organism: Rosa rugosa (rugosa rose)
Lineage: Eukaryota; Viridiplantae; Streptophyta; Magnoliopsida; Rosales; Rosaceae
Product: putative disease resistance protein At3g14460
Exons: 5
Coding region: 127-3537 (1136 amino acids)
Biological process (GO): defense response to other organism
Molecular function (GO): ADP binding
Source: RefSeq, a predicted model, not a curated record